AUGCCAGAGUCAUCUGGGAGAACAAAGGGGAAGUUAAAUUGGAGCAAAUUGUAUACCUUUUCAUGCUUCCGACCCAAUUCGGCCGAUGAUGACCGUGCUCAGCAGCGCCUCGGUCAGCCAGGAUUCUCUCGGGUGGUAUUCUGUAAUGAAUCUCAGCUACACAAGAUCAAACCACAUAAGUACCCCAAAAACUAUGUAUCCACUACUAAGUACAAUUUUGUUACUUUUCUUCCUAAAGCACUAUUUGAGCAAUUCCGCAGGAUUGCAAAUCUUUAUUUUCUUUUAGCAGCAGUGUUGUCUGUCUUUCGGUUGGCCCCAUUUUCCGAGGUAAGCUUGAUUGCUCCCUUGGUAUUUGUUGUCGGGAUUAGCAUGCUUAAAGAGGCAGUGGAGGACUGGAGAAGGUUUUUGCAGGAUCUGAACGUAAAUUCUCGAACAGUAAAGGUUCAUGUAGGUAAUGGUUUAUUCGUGGAAAAAGCAUGGAAAUUGCUUUGUGUGGGAGAUGUUGUCAAAGUUAGUAAGAAUGAAUAUUUUCCAAGCGAUCUUCUAUUGUUAUCUUCUGGCUAUGAGGAUGGAAUUUGUUACGUAGAGACCAUGAACCUUGAUGGAGAAACCAAUUUGAAAGUUAAGAGAUGCUUAGAGGCCACACUUGGUCUGAAUGAGGAUGCAGAGUUCAGUAAAUUCAAUGCCACAAUACGCUGUGAGGACCCAAAUCCCAGCCUUUACACUUUUGUGGGGAAUUUGGAGUUCCAAAAUGAGUCAUAUCCUUUGUGCCCAGCUCAAUUGCUUCUAAGAGACUCAAAACUUAGAAACACUGAUUACAUUUAUGGAGUUGUGAUCUUUAGUGGACCUGAUACAAAAGUGAUAAGGAAUUCCACAAGAUCACCAUCUAAGCGUAGCCGGAUAGAAAGAAAGAUGGACUAUGUAAUUUUUGUUCUCUUCUCUAUGUUGGUUUUGCUUUCAUUAGUAACCUCCAUUGGGGCUGCAUGUUUCACAAAAUCUGAAAUAAAAAAGUUGUGGUACCUUCGUUUGGAGGAAGAAGAUGAUUCAUUGUUCAAUCCAUCCGACCUUGUUUACUCAGGGUUUCUUCAAUUUAUAAGGGCCCUCAUAUUGUAUGGUUACUUGAUUCCAAUUUCUCUCUAUGUAUCCAUUGAAGUUGUCAAAGUUCUACAAGCCAUGCUCAUUGACAAGGAUAUAGAACUGUAUGAUGAUGUAACAUGCAAAUCAGUCAUAGCUCGUACUUCAAACUUAAACGAGGAACUCGGUCAGGUAGAAAUGAUUCUGUCAGACAAGACAGGGACAUUGACUUGUAAUCAGAUGGAGUUCAGGAAAUGUUCAAUUGAAGGGAUUUCAUACGGGGGUGAGAUAACUGAAGUUGAUCUUGCAGUUUCUAAACGGAUGAAUAUUGAUGUUGAGAAAUACCGGUUUAGUUUUGAUGGGUCAGAUUCCACUCCUAGAAGCUUUGAAAUGUUGGAGUCUACUGUUGCUGAGGCUGGCUUAGAAAAGGCUGUUCCAGGUUGCAAACAAGCUGUUGAAAAUUUAGGUACAGGAAAUUCAAAAGUUUCUAUUUCCGAGAAAGAAGCUGUUAUAAAGGGUUUCAACUUCAGGGACGAUAGGCUCAUGAACAAACAUUGGAUGCAUAGAUCUAAUUUAACUGACAUGACAAUGUUCUUCAGAGUUAUGGCUCUGUGUCAUACAGGCAUACCAGUUGGAGAUGAUCAAACUGAUAAACUGAAGUAUGAGGCAGAGUCUCCUGAGGAAGCAGCCUUCUUGAUUGCUUCACAAGAGUUUGGAUUCAAGUUUUACCGGAGGACUCAGUCUGUAAUGCUUCUUAAAGAGCUUGACCCAUCUUCUGGAUUGGAGGUAGAGAGGGAAUAUAAACUUCUAAAUCUGUUAGAGUACUGUAGCACCAGGAAGAGGAUGUCUGUCAUAGUAAGCGAUGAAGAUGGUCAGAUCUUUCUCCUUUGCAAGGGCGCUGACAACAUUAUCUUUGAUAGGCUUGCAGAUAAUGGUAGGACAUAUCAACUGGCAACAAGUAUGCACCUUUCAAACUAUGCAGAAGAUGGCUUGCGCACUAUGGCAUUUGCAUAUCGAAUAAUUGAGGCAACUGAGUAUGAACAAUGGAACUCAAUAUUUACAAAAGCUAAGGCUACAAUAGGUCCUCAAAGAGAAGAAUUACUAAUGAGUGCCUCUGAAAUGAUUGAGAAAGACUUGAUUCUGCUUGGAGCUGUAGCAGUUGAAGACAAAUUACAGAAAGGGGUUCCUGAGUGCAUAGAUAAACUAGCUCAAGCAGGACUGAAGAUAUGGCUGCUCACUGGUGACAAGAAGGAGACUGCAGUUAAUGUUGGAUUUGCUUGCAGUUUACUUCGGCGCGAUAUGAGACAAUUUCAUUUGAAUUUGAGCGAAGAAGGUGAAUCUUACAAUCAAGUGAAGGCCAUGAAAGAAGACAUUUUACGUCAGAUUGAAAGUUCUUAUCAAGUGAUCUGUGGAGAAGGCAACAAGGAUUCUCCUUUUUCUUUGGUCGUAGAUGGGAGAGCUCUUGAAAUUGCUUUGAGAGGUGACGUAAAGGAUCAGUUCUUACGAUUGGCAGUUCAUUGUGCUUCUGUCAUAUGCUGUCGUGUGUCUCCGAAACAGAAAGCCUUGAUUACUCGAUUGGUUAAGGAAUACACUGGCAAGACCACCUUGGCAAUCGGUGACGGGGCAAAUGAUGCAGCCAUGGCAAGCGACUUUUCAUUGCCUCAAUUUCGUUUCCUGGAACGGUUACUUAUAGUUCAUGGGCAUUGGUGUUACAAAAGAAUCUCCAAGAUGAUUCUCUACUUUGUGUACAAGAACAUAGCUUUUGGCCUUACUCUGUUCUACUACGAAGUAUACACAAAUUUCUCUGGAAAUGCUUUAUAUGAUGAUUGGUAUAUGGUAACGUUCAAUGUCAUCUUGACGUCCUUGCCAGUUAUAGCAUUGGGAGUCCUUGAGCAGGAUGUUUCAUCAGAUGUCUGCCUGCAGUUUCCGGCCCUUUAUCAACAAGGACAAAAGAAUGUCAACUUCAGCUGGAAUCGCAUUGUUGGUUGGAUAUUGAAUGGCAUGUUGGCUUCUGUAGCCAUCUUCAUGAUAAACAUCUAUGUACUUUCCCCAGAUGCUUUCCGAGAAGAUGGGGAGGUGGCAGACGUUGCACAUAUCGGUGCCAUUAUAUAUACAUGCGUAAUCUGGACUGUCAACUGUCAAAUUGCUCUUAUCAUCAACCACUUCACUUGGAUUCACCAUUUCUUCAUCUGGGGAAGCAUCUUAUGCUGGUACGUCUUCUUGCUGCUCUAUGGUGCACUCCCUCCCAUACAUUCACACGGCGGAUUUCACCUCCUCACUGAAGCCCUUGGGCCUGCGCCAAAGUAUUGGAUUGUUACAUUGCUUGUGAUAAUUGUUUCUCUCUCCCCACACUUCAUACACAUUGUUAUUCAACGGUCGUUCUAUCCCAUGGAUGAUCAUGUGAUCCAAGAAAUGAAGUAUUGUAAGAAAGACAUUACGGAGAAACCUAUGUGGCUGAGGGAACAACAAAACUCCAAGAAGACAACUCACAUUGGGUUAUCUGCAAGAGUUGAUGCUAAGAUCCAUCAUUGGAAAGAACAGUUAUAUCGAAAGAGGAAAUCCAUAUAUAAAUCAGUGACAGGCAGUCCAUUUUUUUAAGAAGAAAACUUGUAUUAUUGCCUUAUUCUCUUGAAGGUUCUAUUGUGAAGAAAAGGUGUAAUUAUAAUUUAAUUUUUUUCGAUUUGAUUUUUCUAGAAAGGUAUUAUUACUUUCAACCAUGUAUUCCCAUUGAGAUUUACUCCAUGAAUUCUA
This is a messenger RNA of Cornus florida, 3825 nucleotides long. RefSeq names its product probable phospholipid-transporting ATPase 5. Gene Ontology annotation, biological process: phospholipid translocation. The transcript has 11 exons. Gene Ontology annotation, molecular function: ATPase-coupled intramembrane lipid carrier activity; ATP binding; magnesium ion binding. The record is from RefSeq and is a predicted model, not a curated record. Gene Ontology annotation, cellular component: plasma membrane. Bases 1 to 3672 code for a protein of 1223 amino acids. NCBI's taxonomy places the organism in Eukaryota, Viridiplantae, Streptophyta, Magnoliopsida, Cornales, Cornaceae.